Messenger RNA from Chironomus riparius, 9360 nucleotides. The record is from the annotation of a GenBank genome assembly. NCBI's taxonomy places the organism in Eukaryota, Metazoa, Arthropoda, Insecta, Diptera, Chironomidae.
UAAUGUCUCGACAUCAAACUUAAUAAUUUGUGAUAAAAUUCUAAAAUGCAGAAAAAUCGAAAAUAAUUAAAAAAAAAAUUACAUAAAAAGUUUGAAUUUAUUUUUUUCGUGUGUGGAGAAGUAAAUUCCACAUCCAUUAAUCAAUCGAUAACUUCAACAAGCCAAAAUAAUAAAAAUAAAAAAAAAAUUGUGAUGUGAAAUAAAUUAAUUUUGUGUGCAAUGUGUUUGUAAUCAUUAAAAUUAAUUUAAAAAAGAUAAGAAAAUUUUUGAAAAAUAAAAAAUUUUAUGAGUGAAAUCAAAGUGAAAUAAAAAUUAGGAAAAUUAUAAAAAAAGUGAAAAAUGGGAGAUAAUUUAAUUGGAAUUACUAGUUUUCUGCAUGUUGGUGACAUUGUCUCGCUGUUUGCUGAAGGAAGCGUUUCUGGAUUUUUGUCGACUUUAGGCCUAGUCGAUGACAGAACAGUCGUUUGUCCCGAGUCGGGUGACCUCAACACACCACCCAAGAAAUUCCGUGAUUGCCUCCUCAAGAUAUGUCCCAUGAAUCGUUACUCAGCACAGAAGCAAUUCUGGAAGACAGCCAAGCAGUCAACAACAGCAUCAACUGAUGCUUCUCUACUUAAACGACUUCAUCAUGCAGCUGAGAUUGAAAAGAAGCAAAAUGAUUCAGAAAAUAAAAAGUUAUUAGGAACGACUGUUCAAUAUGGUUCAGUCAUUCAACUUUUGCAUUUAAAAUCAAAUAAAUAUUUGACAGUCAACAAGAGACUUCCGUCGCUGCUUGAGAAAAAUGCGAUGAGAGUUUAUCUUGAUGCGAAUGGAAAUGAAGGCUCGUGGUUUUAUAUCAUGCCAUUUUAUAAGCUUAGAUCGACUGGUGAUAAUGUUGUGGUUGGCGAUAAAGUUAUUUUAAAGCCGGUAAAUGCCAAUCAACAGAACUUGCAUGUUGCUAGCAAUUAUGAACUGCCUGAUAAUCCUGGGUGUAAGGAGGUUAAUGUGCUGAAUUCGAGUACUAGUUGGAAGAUCAACCUAUUCAUGGAACACCGAGAAAACCUAGACGACGUUCUCAAAGGCGGUGACGUAGUUCGACUGUUCCAUGCUGAACAAGAGAAAUUCUUGACAAUGGAUGAAUACAAAAAGCAGCAACAUGUGUUUCUACGUACAACAGGUCGAACAUCAGCAACAGCUGCGACAAGUUCAAAGGCAUUAUGGGAAAUUGAGGUCGUUCAACAUGAUCCAUGCAGAGGCGGUGCUGGACAUUGGAAUAGUUUAAUGAGGUUUAAGCACUUAGCAACAGGUUUUUACUUAGCAGCAGAAUUAGACAGUGAUCCUGGAUACCAAGAUUCAUACAGACUCGUCUCCGUUCCAUACUCAACCGACAUAGCCUCAGUCUUCGAACUCGAUCCAACGACAAUGACUCGUUCAGACUCCCUCGUGCCACAAAGCAGUUACGUUAGACUGCGUCACUUGACCACUAAUACAUGGGUUCAUGCCACAAGUGUUCCAAUUGAUGCUGAAGAAGACAAGCCAGUCAUGAGUAAAGUUGGCUGUAGUGCAAUAAAAGAAGACAAAGAAGCAUUCGCUGUGAUUCCGGUGAGUCCAGUGGAAGUAAGAGACUUGGAUUUUGCAAAUGAUGCCUGUAAGGUGCUGAUUAUGAUGUCACAGAAGUUUGCACAAGGAACAAUUAGUCAUAAUGAAAGGAAGUCAGCGAUUUCAUUGCUUCAAGACAUUGUGUACUUUAUUGGUGAUAUGGAGAAUGAGCAGAACAAGAAUGAAGCUUUAGACUUGACAAUUUUGAAUCCAAAUCGUGAUCGGCAGAAGCUGUUGAGAGAGCAGUACAUCCUUAAGCAACUGUUCAACAUCCUUCAAGGUCCAUUCAAGCCAUAUAAUGACCAGCCUGCAUUUUUAUCAAUCGAUGAACUCGGCGACCCCAAAAAUGCUCCAUUUAAGUACAUCUUCCGACUUUGUUAUCGAAUUUUGAGGCUUAGUCAGCAAGAUUAUCGUAAAAAUCAGGAAUACAUCGCCAAACAUUUUGGAUUAAUGCAGAAGCAGAUCGGAUAUGAUAUUUUAGCUGAAGAUACAAUAACAGCACUGCUGCACAAUAAUCGAAAGCUUCUCGAAAAGCACAUCACACCAGCUGAAAUUGAGACAUUCGUGGGACUUGUAAGGCGCAACAUGAUCAGCUGGGAAAGUCGAUUUUUGGAUUAUUUGAGUGACUUGUGUGUUAGUAAUAAGAAAGCUAUCGCCGUGACUCAAGAAUUGAUCUGUAAAUCUGUACUAAGUGCUAAGAAUGCUGACAUAUUGAUUGAGACUAAGAUGAUGUCGUCUGAGGAUUAUUGGCAGGCUGUUAAGGAUGAAGACGAUGAUGACUUUGAUGAUGACAGGAAGAGCAAUGAAGUGGUGUUGUCGUGGAGUAAUGGGAAGAAACUCAAAUCCCUUUCAGAAAUCGGACGCGGUGCCAAGCUCAACAUCACAAUAGACAUCGCACUUCUCGACUAUUACCGUCAUCAACUCAAUCUCUUCUCCAACAUGUGCCUGAAUCGACAAUAUCUUGCUCUAAACAACUUGUCACCACACCUUGACAUCGACUUAAUCCUCCGCUGCAUGUCCGACGAUUCAGUUCCUUACGAACUUCGAGCAUCAUUUUGUCGACUCAUGCAGAACCUUCAUGUUGAUCGAGAUCCUCAAGAGCCAGUUACUCCUGUGAAGUAUGCGAGAUUGUGGAGUGAGAUUCCAGCAAUGAUGUCUAUUUAUGAUUAUGACUUUAAGAAGAGUCCAGAUAGCAAUAAGGAACAGGUCAGGGCGAGGUUCAACACGACAAUUGCAUUUGUUGAGAAUUAUUUGUGCAAUGUUGUGAAUAAGAUGUGGCUGUUUAGUGAUCAGGAACAAAACAAACUCACCUACGAGGUCGUCAAACUAGCACGCGAUCUCAUCUACUUCGGCUUCUACAGCUUCAGUGACUUACUGCGUCUGACUCGAACUCUCCUCUCAAUCCUCGACUGUGUAUCGGAAGGUGACAUCGUUAUUGAUGUCCAAAAUGUUGACAUCGACUCAGAAGGUGGUGUCUUGAGAAGCAUUGGUGAUAUGGGCGCAGUCAUGACUCAAUUGACACUUGGAAGUCCGCUGAGUAACAGAUCAAUUCCAACAAUUCAACGAAGCAAGUCAGUCAGUCAAUUGAUGAAGGAAUAUCCACUUGUGAUGGACACGAAGCUUAAAAUUAUUGAAAUUUUGCAAUUUAUUCUCGAUGUAAGGCUUGAUUAUAGGAUCAGUUGCUUGCUGAGCAUCUUUAAGAGAGAAUUUGAUGAGUCAGAGUCGAUCAGUGCUGAAACUGUUGCUAUGAGACAGAAGAAUAUCGAUUUGGAGUCGAUUGGAUCGCAGGCUGAGGGAAUAUUUGAUUAUAAGAAGACUUCAGCAAACUUAGAUCUCGAUGGACAAGGAGGAAGAACAUUCCUCAGAGUUCUUCUCCACUUAAUCAUGCAUGACUACCCAUCCUUAGUCUCUGGAGCUCUUCAUCUCCUCUUCCGUCACUUCAGUCAACGACAAGAAGUUCUUCAAGCCUUCCGACAAGUUCAACUGCUCGUCAGCGACCAAGACAUUGAAUCAUACAAGCAAAUUAAGACAGAUCUCGAUGUUCUCCGUCAAUGUGUUGAGAAAAGUGAACUUUGGGUUUAUAAAAGUAAAAUUCAUUCAGAAGAUGACCAAGCAGCACAGCCACGACCUGAAGACACACUCGAAGGUGAUGCAAAUCUGUCAACGACUGAGCAAGUGUCUGAAUAUCAAAAGAUUCAAGAUAUUUUAAUCAGAAUGAAUAAGCUGUGCAUUAGCGUGGGUUCUAGUUCAGGAAUGAUUAAGCCAAGGAAGCAUGAACAAAGGCUGUUAAGGAACGUCGGUGUCCAUACUAUUGUCCUUGACCUCCUACAGGUUCCAUAUGAUGAGAAAGAUGACAUUAAGAUGAACAAAUUGAUGCAACUGGCUCAUCAAUUCCUUCAAAAUUUCUGUCUUGGGAAUCAACACAAUCAAGUGCUGCUCCACAAACAGCUUGACUUAUUCCUCAACCCAGGAAGUCUUUAUGCUGAGACAGUCUGUGCAAUUUUUAAAGAUAACAUGACACUUUGCAAUGAAGUCGAUGAGAAAGUCAUUCAGCACUUUGUGCAUUGCAUUGAGAUUCAUGGACGGCAUGUUGAGUACUUGAAGUUCCUUCAAACUAUUGUUAAGGCUGAGAAUCAGUUUAUUAGAAAAUGUCAAGACAUGGUCAUGCAAGAAUUGGUCAAUGCUGGUGAGGAUGUUCUCAUAUUUUACAAUGACAAGUCUAGUUUCAAUACAUUUAUGGAAAUGAUGAGGAACUACACAAAGGGGACGAUGGAGGAUCCUAGUGCAUUAAAUUAUCAUAUUGAACUGGUUAGAUUGCUGGCAUGUUGUACCAUGGGCAAGAACGUCUACACAGAAAUCAAAUGCAACAGCCUCUUAGCACUCGAUGACAUCGUCUCAAUAGUUUCCCACCCUGAUUGCAUUCCAGAAGUUAAAGAAGCUUACAUAGACUUCGUCAACCAUUGUUAUAUAGACACAGAAGUAGAAAUGAAGGAAAUUUACAGCUCAAAUCACAUGUGGAAUAUUUUUGAGCGUUCAUUCCUUAGUGACAUUCAAACUGUUGUUGAUGUUGGACCUGCCAAUGGAAAAAUGGAGAAUUACGUGCUGAAUGAAGUGAUGACGAUUCUUAUUUCAUUCUUUUCAUCGCCAUUUAGUGAUCAAAGUACAGCACUGCAGAGGAGACAGCUGAUUUUCAUUCAAUUACUCCAAAAAGUCUACAAACUAUCACAAUUAAAGUUCCUUACUGCACCACAAAAGUUUAGCGUCGAAAGCUGCAUCAAAACUCUCAUUGAAGUCGCAAAAACUCGUGUAAUAGCAAUUCCAACAGAUUUAGAAGGUGCUGUAGUCAACAUGUUUAGCAAAACUGCAUUACUGACAAGACAGACUAGUAAAUGGCUAAUGGCAUCAAAACAAACGAAGCUUGAUAGAUCGCUUAGUCAACCGAAGCUAGAUAGAAGCAUCAUUGAAGGAUUGCAGGACAUUGUGAGCUUGUUGGAGGAUCAGUUGAAGCCACUUGUUGAGGCUGAGCAGAGUUUGCUGGUUGAUAUUUUGUAUAGAUCCGAGCUCCUAUUUCCCCUCGGUUCCGAGUCUCGCAAGCGCUGUGAAGCUGGUGGCUUCAUCCGUCGUCUAAUAAAACACGCAGAACGUCUUUUAGAAGAAAAGGAAGAGAAGCUUUGUGUAGAAGUCCUAAGAACCUUAAGAGAGAUGAUGGCACUAGACAUGGAAUAUGGAGAAAAAGGCGAUCGACUACGAAACAACCUACUUGAAAGAUAUUUUGGCUCUGAAGCAUUUAAAACUCCACAAACGAAGCAGCCAGCAAAGAAAAUUAAAGCAAUAGUAGCUAUUAAGGCAUCGUCUGUAAAAGUCCAUAAAGAGACACUUGAAGAGUCAAAAGGAGCUCCUGUUUUAGUAACUCAUGGUCCUGGUGCCAAAUAUCUAAGUCGAGCUGGAAAGACACUUUAUGAAGUCCAAAAUAUGUUGGAUAAAGAAGGCGCGAGUGACUUAGUUGUGGAACUUGUCAUCAAAUCUCUUCACAGUCCAUCGAUCUUCAUGGAAGCUGUGGAACUUGGAAUAGCCUUACUUGAAGGUGGCAACAAUGUCAUUCAACGUGGCAUGUUCAAUAAGUUCCACACAGUCGAUCCAUCGCCAGCAUUCUUUAAAGUAUUUUAUGAUAAAAUGAAGGACGCUCAAGUUGAGAUUAAAUCAACAGUCACAGUCAAUACGACAGACUUAGCAGCAAAAGCUAAUGAGAAUCGAGAAUAUCAACGAGAUGUGGACCGAAUCAGUCGACGAACAGCUCCGAUCAGAUCAAAUGGAAUUGUUAUAACUGAUGAAUUUAGGGACGAACUUAAUAAUGCUGGAAUAUCAACAGCACGAGCUUUUGCAGCUGCAAGAACAUUCACAGGUGCCGCUGAUGAAUAUGCUAGCUCAACAUCAAGCUGUCCUAAUCCAUUGGAAGAAAUUCUAGCUGAAAAACUUGAAAAACACAAGGAAAAGGAUCAGAGGGAGAAAUUGUCACCGAAGGUGUUGGUUAUGAGACCGAUUUUAAGGUUCCUUCAGUUGCUGUGUGAGAAUCACAAUCCAGACUUACAGAACUUGUUAAGGAAUCAAAGCAACAAGACGAAUUUUAAUUUAGUAUCUGAAACUUUGAUGUUCUUGGACUGCAUUUGUGGUUCUACGACAGGUGGUCUAGGUCUACUCGGUCUUUACAUCAACGAGAACAACGUGUCACUCAUCAAUCAAACACUUGAAACUCUGACUGAAUAUUGUCAAGGACCAUGUCAUAUAAAUCAAAACUGCAUAGCUACUCAUGAGUCAAAUGGACUUGAUAUCGUUACAGCUUUGAUACUGAAUGACAUCAAUCCUCUUGGGAAGAAUCGGAUGGACUUGGUCCUCGAGCUCAAAAACAACGCUUCAAAACUCCUUCUAGCCAUUAUGGAGUCCCGUGGUGACUCAGAAAAUGCCGAACGCAUCCUUUACAACAUGAAUCCUCGUCAACUCGUUGAAGUUGCUUGUCGUGCUUACCAUCAAGAAGGUGCAAUGGAAGAAGAGGAUGAUGAAGGUGAUGGAGACGACGAUGACUCAGUAUCACCAAAAGAAGUCGGUCACAACAUUUACAUUCUCUGUCAUCAACUUGCUCAACAUAAUAAAGACUUGGCACAAUACUUAAGACAAUCGGAUACGUCAAAUUUCGAUGAAAAGUCGCAGAGGGCUUUGGUGUUUUACGCGAAUCAUACAGCACAAAUUGAAAUUGUUAGAAAUGAUAGGACUUUGGAGCAGAUUGUGUUUCCUAUUCCUGAGAUUUGUGAAUAUUUGACGAAUGAUACGAAAGUUAAGGUUUUAAAUACUGCUGAGUUGGAUGAUCAGGGUUCGAAGGUCGCUGACUUCUUUGACAGAACAGAAUCAAUGUUCAACGAGAUGAAAUGGCAAAAGAAACUCCGAGGACAACCAGCUCUAUUUUGGGUUUCAUCAUACAUGUCACUCUGGGCAAACAUUCUCUUCUACUGUGCUGUACUUAGCAAUGUUAUAGUCGCAUUCUUCUAUCCAUAUGAAAAUAAUCUUCCAGAACUUAAAGUCCAUGUCUCGUUAAUCAUUUGGAUAGGCUUCUUCAUAUCAAUUGCACUUGUUAUUACUCGACCGACACAAAUGACGACUCGAGUGCUUUCUGCUUUUGUGAUUUGUAGGCUUAUAUUUUCAAUUGGACCAGAGCCAACUUUGUGGAUUCUUGGAACGUCGACAGUGAUUUUAAAAGGGAUUCAUAUUGUUUCAAUUAUGGGCAAUCACGGAACAUUGGAGAAGAAAUAUACAAAAAUUAUUACGGAUGCUGAACUGUUAUAUCAUUUUGGGUAUAUGAUGUUCUGUGUGUUUGGGUUGCUGCUACAUCCGUUCUUUUAUUCAUUGCUGCUCUUUGAUGUCGUCUAUCGAGAAGAAACUCUACUGAAUGUGAUCCGGUCUGUAACUCGUAAUGGAAGGUCUAUCAUCUUAACUGCUGUCUUGGCUAUAAUUUUGGUCUACAUGUUCUCAAUUAUUGGAUAUAUCUUCUUCAAGGACGACUUCUUGGUGCCAGUUGAUGAGGAUUUAGUUGAAAACUGCAAUCUCGAGUCAUCUGAUCCACGCUCAUUCUUCAUGUCAGCAAUCAACCAAAACUACUGUGAACAAAGGAACCUCGAAGUCACUGACAAAAAUGAUGAUGACGAUGGAGAAGUCAAGGAACGUGCCUGUGAUUCACUCCUAAUGUGUAUAGUCACAACAAUGAACCAAGGUCUGAGAAACGGAGGUGGAAUUGGUGACAUUUUGAGAGCUCCAUCCAGUAAAGAACCGCUGUUCAUGGCUCGCGUUGUUUACGAUCUUCUUUUCUUCUUCAUUGUCAUUAUUAUUGUAUUGAACCUCAUUUUUGGUGUCAUUAUUGACACAUUUGCGGAUUUGAGAUCUGAGAAGCAGCAAAAGGAAUUGAUUUUGAAGAACACUUGCUUCAUCUGUGGAUUGAACAGAUCAGCUUUCGACAACAGAACUGUAAGCUUUGAAGAACACGUCAAGGUUGAACACAACAUGUGGCAGUAUCUGUUCUUUAUGGUCUUGAUUAGAGUUAAGGAUCCGACUGAGUUUACAGGACCUGAAAGUUAUGUUCAUGGAAUGAUUAAGGCUUUGUGUUUGGAUUGGUUCCCAAGACUUCGAGCAACAUCUUUGGAUACUGUGGAAGGUGAAGGAGAUCAACUUGAUGUGAAGAGCCUUAAUAAGGAGCUUGAAAAGACACAAGAUCUGGUGCUGCAGCUGUCUAAACAGUUGUCAGAGUUAAAGGAUCAGAUGACAGAGCAGCGCAAGCAGAAGCAACGUUAUGGCUUACUCAACCCAACAGCCUCAGCCUCAUAUCAAUUUGGCAAUCAGUUCUUGUAGCAAUCUUAGAUGUGAUAAGAGAUUAAUUUAUGCAGUAAUAAGAAUCAUCAUACUAGCUGGAACUUGCUAAAUCGAACUUAUAACAAAAGUUAAUUCAUCAAAAUUGUAGAAAUUUGAAAAAAAUGUUAAAAAUUUAUAUGAAAUAUGACUUAUUGAAAAUUUAAAUUAUUUUAAUAGCUAGAAUAUUUUUAGAAAAUAUCAAUUUUUAAUUGCAAAAUUUAAGUUUUCUAUUUUUAAAAUUUCAAUUCUUUUUACUUACAUUUGUGCUUAACUUAUUCUUAGUUCUAUUUUGUGCAAUAAUUUUAUUAAACUUUUUUAUGAUUUCGGAUUUAAAAUUUUGCUUUAAGUUUUCAAAAAUUUUGUUUUUAUUUUUUAAAAACUAUUAUUUUAAUUCAAAAGUUUAAAAAACUUAAAAAUUUGAAAAUGUUAAAAAGUUUUAAAAUUUUAAAAGAUUGAAAAUUUGUAAAAUUAAAAAAAAAUUAACCUUUUUGAAUAACUUUAAAAUUUAAACAAUAUUAAUUUAAUUUUUUUUUAAAAAAAAUUAAAAUUUCAAUCUUAAAAUCCAAUAAAUUAUUGAACCAUGGCGACAGCCAGGAUGAAUAAAAAUCUAAAAAUCACUUCCUGGAUAAUCCUCAAUGUUAAACUUUACCAUUCUCUUUAAAAAUCUCAAAAAAUCUACUUAAACAUUGUUAAACGCCUCGAAUAGUUAAAAACACAUAUUCACAUUAGUUUUAUUUAUAAGGAGCAAUGCUCAAUGGUUCUAGAAUAUUAAAAUAUAGUCUCAAAAUUUUCAAUUUAUUUCAAAAAAAAUAAUUGCACAAUUGUUAAAAAGUUUAGGAAAUUGAAAACUUUAUUAUUAUUAUUGUUUAAAAAAUGAAGAAAAAAACUUCG